GUCGAUCACGUGGUGCAAGCAACGUCAUGGCUAUUUGAGCGGUAAAGAAAAUAAGGUUGUCUUGAAACAUGAUUGCCAGGUUCCUGUGGCAGGAGUAAUCGCGAUAUACGCCAGAAGCGGACAAUGAGCAGGUCCGCCGCAAGACUCUGGGGCUGUCCAUGAGAAAAAGGGGCAAGAAGAAAUUCUAAUCGGAGGAGAAAGAAGAGGCACGUUCAUGAGGGCAAGAAGAACGCUUGAGCCAGAGAUGGAUCGGAACAGAACGCAGAUGAACCAACGAGUGCUUCCUCCGCCCCUUAAUUUGUUUCCCACGGGUACAAUCGACCCCGCCACAGGACUGCCUCUGGUACAGUUCUUCGACCAUGCAACUGGGACGCCCAUUCUGGCACGUAUGAUCGAUUCCACUUCGGGUCAUCCCAUGUUGAUGGAUGUUUAUGGUCGACUGUACAACUGCGGCAACACUCCGUUGGCGCCGCAACCUCUUGUUCUUAUGCCUACUGCACCAACGACAUCGACAAACGUCGAUUCCUUUCCUCCGGUCAGGACCAAGAGUUCCAAAGGGAUACUGAAGCCCGCCAGGAGUUUCGAGUAUAAGGUGAACCGAGAAGGCCUCAAGUGGGACGAACAAAACAUCCUCAAGACCCUCCACCCACCGGACAAGGACUACGGUUUCAUAAGCGUUAAGGAGCCCAAACCACCAUCCGACUCGGAUCCAGCGGGAGGGACGGAGUUCGGCCAUCUGCUCCAAAGGAUAGAGCAGUGCGCAGAAAACUCUGCGCAAGUGGUUGCUCCUCUGCAGGUGCCGGAGAGCACUUCCCUCCCGGAGACAAAGGGUACGUUGGACCCCAGCUCAUCAUAAAAUGUUUCGUAAAUUCGAAAUGGCCGCCUAACCGAUGCACCGGCAGAUCUCGAACGCAUAUUAACAUUGUAGGAAGAUUUCAUUACGUACUCUGGGAAUAAAUUAUAGCUAGUCAUGCUUGUGCACAAGUUAGUUACGAACUAUAGUCUGACCCAGGGGAGCCCCCUAGCUAAAGGGGGAGAGAAAGAGAGAGAGACGCCGAUCUGUGUUUUUUGUUUUGUUUGUUUUUUUUUGUGACUGCCUUAUUUCGUUUUAACCACUUGAAUUCUGUAAAAAUAUAUAUAUAUGAUUUUGAGAAUUGCACUUCACUUUAGAAUAUCUAUGAAACAGCAUGACAGUGUGGAACCUACACUUUACAGAAGGAGCAUAGAAGAGCUCGAAAAGAAUGUCAGGGGGAGUAGAAAUUGAGAUUACAAGCUCAGCACUCUUAAAAACGAAGGGUAUAUUGUAACUCCCUA
Molecule: messenger RNA, 1314 nt
Organism: Ornithodoros turicata
Lineage: Eukaryota; Metazoa; Arthropoda; Arachnida; Ixodida; Argasidae
Exons: 4
Coding region: 215-856 (213 amino acids)
Biological process (GO): regulation of signal transduction
Molecular function (GO): protein phosphatase inhibitor activity
Source: RefSeq, a predicted model, not a curated record